This is a messenger RNA of Stylophora pistillata, 1623 nucleotides long. Its product is annotated as melanopsin-like. Gene Ontology annotation, biological process: G protein-coupled receptor signaling pathway. Gene Ontology annotation, cellular component: membrane. Gene Ontology annotation, molecular function: G protein-coupled receptor activity. The record is from RefSeq and is a predicted model, not a curated record. Lineage: Eukaryota; Metazoa; Cnidaria; Anthozoa; Scleractinia; Pocilloporidae.
UUUAAAAAGUAGUAAGAAAUGACCAAAAGUUUCUACGAGAAAUAUCAGAUUUUUAUUUUAUGUAAGGAAGAUGUUUGGAGGGGAGAUUUCAACUUUAUCAUCUUCAUCGUUUGACAACUUUAGCUUAUAGGCAAUCCAAGCACACUUUGAAUUUAGUGAACAAAUGUAUAUAUGGGCAAUGUCCUCAGUUUUUUAAGAACUAUUUUACUUUCGAUAAGCAUUUAUAUAGCCGUGAUACUCGCCAAAAAAAUUUAAUCCAUCUACCUUCGGUACGGAGAGAAAUUGCAAAACGAUCGUUUUAUUACUAUGGAUCCAUAAUUUAUAAUUCAUCAAAGUAGAGUAAUUUUUACAUACAUAAUUUUAAAUUCAGAAAUCUAAAGCCUUAUAAAUGUGUUUUAUAUCUUCGUGUUUGUAUUUCACAUGAAAUUGUAAUGUAUUUUAUUUAGUUUACACUCGGGGCUCCUAUUGAUAGCAGGUGGCUCUUUAGGGCUUCUGACGGGGCUACCCUGAGGUUUAUUUUUAUUUUUAAAUAAAGGCAUCCAUCUAUCCAUUCAGAUCAUUGCAUACUAAAUUUUGUUCAAUCUUCUAUCAGAUUAACCACAUACAAUAUUCUCUCCUGUUUGUUGCUGCUUAAAUUACAGUCGAAGAUGUCUCAAACAACUUCCCCGGAUCCUUUUGGUCGCUCGAGAACACAAAUUUCCUUCGAUGUAGCCUUCGCCAUUCUGGUUUGCCUCGCUUCCAUACUCGGUAACGUGCUGGUUAUUUAUGUAAUUAAUAAAUACUCCGAGAUGAAAACCAUCACCACUAUUCUCAUUCACAAUCUUGCACUGACCGAUAUCUUCAUGGCGACCCUUAAUAUGCCGCUCUGGGCUGCAAGCUUGUACACUGGAAGGUGGAAUUUUAGCCAGGGAUGGUGUGAUAUUUCCGCAACAGUGUUACGUACUAUGGGUGUGGCCUCCAUGCUAAAUAUGAGCUUAAUUGCCCUGAACAGGUACAUAAUAGUCGUUAAGCGAGCCUUGUAUAUCAAGUUCUUCCCCAGUAAAAGAGUUGCUUGGUUGUACUGUGGCGUCGUCUGGCUAGUUUCUGUUUCAAUCAGCGUACCUAUGUUGUUCGGAUGGGGAAAGAUAAAAUUCCACUCAGAUUCCUUUCUUUGUAUCUUAAGCUGGAAGGAAGGAAACUUUACCUUCGCCAUAAUGCAAGCAGCAAUGUUUAACGUGACAACAUGUACGAUAUUUUACUGCUAUUGGAAAAUUUACCAAAAAGUGAAGGAAAGCACAAACAACAUUAACUCAAACGCCACGCAAAAUGGUGUCGGUGCACCAAGGUUUGAUCGUACUGAUAUCAAACUUUUAAAGACUUGUUUCACAGUUGUUUGCUUCUUCAUAAUGACAUGGGGUACUACAUUUAUAGUCGUUUCUAGAACUGCUGCUAGGGGGUAUAUUCCACCUGAUGUGACUAAGGUAACUGCGUAUUUGAUGUACUCCAGUAGUCUGGUAAAUCCAAUCAUCUAUGGGGUUAUGAAUCCGCAGUUUAAAGAGGCCUUCAAAAAGGCGCUAUGUUGUGGUUGUUAUGGCAACGAUAAUGCUGAUCAGAACCAUGCCAGAAUUGUAGAGUAAGUGACCC